AUGAGAAGCGGCUCCUGGCAGGACUAUUUCGGACCUGGCGGAGGAGCAGAGGGUGCUUGGGACCUGCAGCCCGAGUGGCUUAGUGAGGGGCUGGACGAGGAGCUCAAGGAUGCAGAGUUGGAGUGGACCGAGGAGGUGCAGAGGCAGCAGGAGCAGCAGCUGCGGUCCGAGCUCCUGGAGCAGUACCGCACCCUGAGGGUGGAGCGGAGCCACUACCAGCGCUACAACAUCUACCUGCAGCACAAGAUCUAUGAGGCGCUGCGCAAGAAGAAGGGCCUGGAAGCGGCCGAGGUGCCCGAGAAGGGCGCCGAGCCCGAGGCCCCCGAGAAGGAGGAAGCCUACCUCCACUACCUGGCCCUGCUGGAGGAGCUCAGGAAGCAGGAGGCGGACGACCUGGACUGGUACCACCAGGAGUUGGACCAGCUGAAGCAGCAGUGCAAGGAGAAGGUCUCCAGGGUGGAGAAGGAAUGGCGACGAUUCCAGGCACUCAAGAAGCAGGUGGUGCUGCAGGCCAUGGGCAGCUGUCGGCUGAGGGGCGGUCGCCAGGCGGCCCUGCGGGAGGUGGAGCAGAUCCAGGCGCUGGAGGACAAGAAGGAGAAGGAGAUGAGCGCCGUGCGGCUGGAGAACGUGCAGCUGAAGCAGAGCAUCGUGCAUUUUGAAACCAGGAUGCGGACCCAGGAGGACACGUCGGACGGCUUGCUCCUCAUCGAUUUUGAGCAGCUGAAGAUUGAGAACCAGACCUUCAAUGAGAAAGUGGAGGAGCGAAACGAGGAGCUUUUGAAACUGCACGGCAAGGUGAACAACAAUGUGCAAAUCAUCACCCACGUGAAGGAAAAGUUGCACUUUGUGGAUAUUGAAAAUAUGAGCAAAAAGGCGCAGCUUUUGGAGGUCGAGGCUCAGGUGGCCCUAAGGAGGGACAUCCUGACCAAGACGAAGCAAGCUCGAGACAACCUGCGGCUGGACAACAUCAAGCUGAACCAGAGGUGUGGGCUCCUGGGCAAGGAGUCUCUCCUCCGGGACAUGGAGGAGAAGGUGGGCAGGACCGAACAGCUCCAGCAGCACUUGGAAAACCUGCAGCGCCACCACGCUGGGCUGGCUCUGUCCUGCCGGGGGGUGAAGCAGAAGAUCCGGGAAGCCAGGGCCUUCCUCCCCUCCUGACGGCUCACCCCGGCAGACGCUAUUGUCGGUUAACUGUUAUUCUCCAUGUGUUGCCAUUCUUUAAACGGCUUGUGAUAUUUAGGGUGGAACUACAUUUUGCAUUUAUCUCAUACUCUUUCAGCUUCGAAAUGAGUGCUGGGCACAAAAUUGGGUUAGCAGUGGGUUUUAUUAUGGGGUCAAGCAAAGCAGGUCCAGAGGAACAAACAGGUGGUGUGCCCCCUUCUCGUGAAACACUGUCGAUAGUCUUUUAUAUCCGAGCGACUCCAUCAUCUCAGCGACCUGACGCUAAGGAGAACGGCCCCCUCCCCCAUGUCGGAGCGGCAGCCAGUGGGCAGGAUGUCCCCAGUUCCUGUGCCGAUUAUUAAAUCUGCAUUUAUUAAACUGUG
Molecule: messenger RNA, 1544 nt
Organism: Myotis davidii
Lineage: Eukaryota; Metazoa; Chordata; Mammalia; Chiroptera; Vespertilionidae
Gene: CFAP184
Product: coiled-coil domain containing 96
Exons: 2
Coding region: 1-1158 (385 amino acids)
Biological process (GO): cilium assembly
Cellular component (GO): ciliary basal body; axoneme
Source: RefSeq, a predicted model, not a curated record